AUGAAUGCAGGAAUAUCAAGUAUAAUCGUGAGUCUGCAGCUCUGCAUCCAGAUCGCAGCCACAACCAGACUGGUGUGUUAUUUCACCAACUGGUCGCAGUACAGGACCGGGGUGGGCAAAUUCCUGCCUGAAAAUGUGGAUCCUUACCUGUGCACACACCUGGUGUACACCUUCGCUGUCAUCAGCCACGAGAAUGAGAUCAGUGAGCACGAGUGGAGCGAGAGAAGCCUCUACAAAUCCUUCAAUGAGCUGAAGAACAGAAACUCGAGGCUGAAGACGCUGCUGUCAGUCAGAGAGCAGAGCCACACAACCCAGUUCUCCAUCAUGAUGUCCAGCGCUGCAAACCGCCAGAAGUUCAUCCACUCCACGAUCAAGUUCCUGAGGACUCACGGGUUUGAUGGUCUGGAUCUGGACUGGGAGGAUCCUGGAUCGGGUGGAGGUUCUCCAGAAAACAAGCAGAGGUUCACUCUGCUCUGCAAGGAGCUGGCAGAGGCCUACGGAGCCGAGACGGGAGGAAACACUCACCUGCUUCUGUCUGCAGGAGUGACGGGACAGGGAUAUGAUAUCGCUGAGAUCUCCAAAUACCUGGACUUCAUCAGUGUGAAGACCUUUGACCUCCUCAGUGAUGAUGGCAGAGUGACGGCUCACCACAGUCCACUGCACAGAGGAGACAAUGCCAGCGUGGCUGGCGUCCUGCAGUUCUGGCUGGAGCGUGGAGCUCCGGCAGGGAAGCUGCUGCUGGGCUUCCCCGCACACAGCCGCUCCUUCAGGCUGGCCGGUCCUGCAGCCGGCCUGGGAGCCGCCGCCAGCGGGCCUGCAGGCCCCGCCCCCUUCAGCCAGCAGAGCGGCGUGUGGAGCCACUACGAGACCUGCUCCUUCCUGACAGGAAGUUCAGUCCAGUGGGUCGAAGGUCAGAGCGUUCCCUUCGCCAUCAAGGGGCUGGACUGGGUCGGCUUCGACAACCAGAGGAGCUACGAGGCCAAGGUUUCCUUCCUGAGGAGUCGGGGGCUGGCAGGAGCCGCGGUCUGGACGCUCGACAUGGACGACUUCUCCGGACGCUUCUGUGGGCGGGGCCAAUACCCUCUGAUAUCACACCUGAGGAGUCUGCUCAGGACAGACCAGGCGUCGCUAACGUCCCCCCUGCAGACGUCUCUUGCCACCUCCUCGCCCCUCCCUCCUGUAACGGGACGUCCCACAGAGGAGCCGUCCCGUCCCAGCAGCUCCCCCCCGCUGCAGCCGGGCAGCAGCUGCCUCCUGAACAUCAGUGUGGUCUAUCCCGAUGACGGCUUCUGCAGGCGCAGACCUGACGGGCUGUACCUGAGGUCCCGGGCCCCCCUCACCUUCUACAGCUGCCAGCACAGCCAGACGUCAGUGACCAGGUGUCACAGCCUCACCGUGCAGCACAGCGCCGCCGUGUGGACGCAGCCCGCCACCGCCAGCCUGGCAGCUGCUGCUCUGCUAGGUGGCUCUGCCUAA
Messenger RNA from Myripristis murdjan (pinecone soldierfish), 1476 nucleotides. Its product is annotated as chitinase-3-like protein 1. NCBI's taxonomy places the organism in Eukaryota, Metazoa, Chordata, Actinopteri, Holocentriformes, Holocentridae. Gene Ontology annotation, molecular function: chitin binding; hydrolase activity, hydrolyzing O-glycosyl compounds. The coding region runs from base 1 to 1476 and encodes 491 amino acids. The transcript has 12 exons. Gene Ontology annotation, cellular component: extracellular region. Gene Ontology annotation, biological process: carbohydrate metabolic process. The record is from RefSeq and is a predicted model, not a curated record.